Soboliphyme baturini is the source of this 522-nucleotide messenger RNA. Lineage: Eukaryota; Metazoa; Nematoda; Enoplea; Dioctophymatida; Soboliphymatidae. The record is from the annotation of a GenBank genome assembly.
AUGCUUAUAUCUGGAAAGCUUUGGGAGUUGGCGGCGGAUGCAGUAAUUCCGACCUUAUAUUGGCUCUCUCGUCGAUAUCUUGGCAAGCAGCAGCUUAAGGUGUCCAACAAGGCACUAAGAAGAACCAGUAACUUGGUGAAUAGAGUUAACAUGAAGUUACUGCUGAUUCCAUUGGCUUUCCUGGUCAUGCGAAUGUGGGGAACGAUUCGAUAUUUGCUGUACAUAGCUGAUCAAAUUGAAGCUGAGCAGAACUGCGUUUUAAGGACCCUUCACGGCUUCGGUGAUAGCUUCCAAGGCGGCACAAACUGCCUGCUGUUCUGCUUCAUGUCAGAUACGAUCAGACGUCGCUUGUGUUUCGGCUGGAAGAAGUUCCGAACUCACUCAAGUUCGGAACUCGAUACGACCACUCGCAGUUGCAUCAAACCCAUUCGUUACGGCAAGUCGGAAAUCGACACCCCACGAAGUCAGUUUUACCUGGAAAUCGACAAGCUGCCAGCUGACCUGCUAAUUGGUGUGCACUAG